This is a messenger RNA of Entrophospora sp. SA101, 2622 nucleotides long. The record is from the annotation of a GenBank genome assembly. Lineage: Eukaryota; Fungi; Glomeromycota; Glomeromycetes; Entrophosporales; Entrophosporaceae.
AUGGCUGAACUAAAGAUAGUUUAUCCAUCACCAAAUUAUUAUCUUGUAGCUGGAGCAGAUAACAAAGUACAAUGGACAUUUGAUCCAACUACUGAUCCAAAAGCAUUUUCUAUGUAUUUAAAUAACCCCAAAAUUCCAGACUUGUCAGAUUUUGCCAUUGCCAACACAGUUAAUACAACACUUGGUGUAACUACUGUUCAAAUUCCGCCUAGUCUAGUUAAUACUGGGUUUGUGAUUAGAUUUACAAAUGUUGCAAAUAUUGCAGAUAUAUAUACAACUUCUGAACAAUUUGAAAUCAAAGCACCUGGAACAACUCCUACUACAUACGUACCACCUGUACCUACAACAUCCGCAGUCGCCACUACUAACUCUGAUACCGCCGCUACUACAUCACCAUCAUCACCGUCAACGAAUGCACCUAAAUCAAAUUCAGAAUCUUUAUUCGACAAUUCAAAUUUUGGACUUUUGAUCAUUACUAUUGCCAGUGGACCUACCUGUGCAGUCAUCGCAUACAAAUGUCCAGAUAUCCAAGUGACUAUUGUUGAUUUGAAUCCUGCUCGUAUAGCAGCUUGGAACUCUGAUAAUUUACCAAUUUAUGAACCAGGUCUUGAUGACAUUGUAUUUGCAUGCCGUAAUAAAAAUUUAUUUUUUACAACUGAUGUGGAAAAAGCUGUCAUAGAAGCGGAUUUGAUUUUUGUUUCAGUAAAUACUCCGACAAAAAAAAGUGGUAUGGGCGCUGGUUAUGCUGCUGACCUUGCUUAUGUUGAAUCAGCUACAAGACAGAUUGCAGAUGUGGCAAGAAGUUCAAAAAUUGUAGUUGAAAAAUCAACUGUGCCAUGUCGUACAGCAGAGAGUAUGAGAACAAUUUUAGAAGCAAACUCCAGGGACGGUAUUCACUUUGACAUACUAUCAAAUCCUGAAUUUCUUGCUGAAGGUACUGCAGUUAAUGAUUUAUUAAAUCCUGAUCGUGUUUUAAUUGGUGGCUUACAAACGCCUGAAGGAAUGAAAGCUCAAAAGGCUUUAGUAGAAGUAUAUGCUCAUUGGGUUCCUACUGAACGCAUCAUUACUACUAACUUAUGGUCAUCUGAACUUUCAAAAUUGGCAACAAAUGCUUUGUUAGCUCAACGUAUAUCAUCAAUCAAUGCAUUGUCUGCAAUUUGUGAAGCAACAGGUGCUGAUAUUGAUGAGGUGGCGUAUGCUUGUGGAAAAGAUGCACGUAUUGGACCAAAAUUUUUAAAGGCGUCAGUUGGAUUUGGUGGAAGCUGUUUCCAGAAGGAUAUAUUGAAUCUGGUUUAUCUUUCUCAACAACUUAACCUUCCUGAAGUUGGAGCCUAUUGGAAAAGUGUUGUAGAUCUAAAUGAAUAUCAGAAAAACCGUUUUAUUUCACGUAUUAUCAAAACGUUGUUCAACACCAUCACCUACAAAAAAAUUGCAUUGCUUGGUUUUGCAUUUAAAAAAGAUACCGGUGAUACCAGAGAAUCUGCCGCAAUCACUUUAUGUAAAGCUUUUAUUCAAGAAAAAGCUAAAGUUCAUAUUUAUGAUCCAAAAGUUAGCGAAGAACAAAUUCAUCUUGAUUUGACUGAACCUGGUGUUGUUGACAAUACUGACGAAGCAAUAACAAUUUUAGAAUUUGUGCGUAAUCAAAGUACUGGCGGCGUUAUUCAAGGAAUGAAAACUACUCGCCUGAUAAUAUCAAUUGGUAAAUCAAUCGAAAAUGAAUAUAAUGCUGAACAAAUGAAAAAGAGGAAAAAUAGAAUGAUGAUUCAAAAAAAAUUGAACGUUCAUGAACUUUAUUCAUCUGGAAAACUGUUUAAUAUGGCAGUUCGUAAAGUUACGGCGAAAAUUGAAAGAGAAAAUUCUAAUUCUGAGUGGCAACCUGAAUGGCCGACACCUGUUAAAGCAAAGGGAAGUAUUGUCAAAUUAUCACCCAGUAAGCCCGGAAAAGAUCAAAUGACAGCAGUUGUAUGGACUACACCAUUAGAUUUGCCCAUUGUACAACCAUAUAGAAAAUUAGGAAGUAAAACAAUUAAAACAAAUCUUCAAAAUAUUAGUAUUGAAGAUCCUGAUGUUGCUAGUCCAGUAAACAGUCUUAAACAACGUGCGGCAUUUCCACCAAAUUUCAUCCAUUCACUUGAUGCAACACAUAUGUUAAUGACAUCGUUAGAAUGUAAAGAACAACAACUGACAUUUGCAUCAGUACAUGACAGUUAUUGGACUCAUGCUUGUGAUGUCGAAAGGAUGAAUUUAAUAAUUCGUGAUCAAUUUAUCAAGCUUCACGAACAACCUAUUAUGGAAAACCUUCGCAAAGAAUUUAUGGAAAGAUAUAAAGGCUAUAAGGUGCCUGUUAAAUUGCCUACAGAUAAAUAUUAUGAACUACUUCGUAAAAAAGUAGGAGAAAUCCCUUCACCAGCUGAUGAUGGAUACGAAACUAUUUUAAAUUUAGAAGAUAUCUUGGACAUUACUGAUAAUUUUCAAUUCGGAGAACCUACCGGACUGCUCAAAGAAUUUGACAAUAAAGAAUUGGCUGAAUUAUCAUCAGAAAAUAUUAAGGAUGCAUUUGCAGAAAUAUCUUAUGACUUGGAAAACGAUAUCGACGAUCCAUCAAAGCAUUUGGAAAAAUAG